Messenger RNA from Ziziphus jujuba (common jujube), 959 nucleotides. RefSeq names its product mitochondrial import inner membrane translocase subunit TIM14-1. Gene Ontology annotation, cellular component: PAM complex, Tim23 associated import motor. The transcript is spliced from 3 exons. Gene Ontology annotation, molecular function: ATPase activator activity. Gene Ontology annotation, biological process: protein import into mitochondrial matrix. Bases 153 to 491 code for a protein of 112 amino acids. The record is from RefSeq and is a predicted model, not a curated record. Lineage: Eukaryota; Viridiplantae; Streptophyta; Magnoliopsida; Rosales; Rhamnaceae.
UUGGUUCGGAUUAUAACUAAGAAAAAGAUUAGAGCACACACGAGUGGAACCCUGAGUUUCCAGAGCUCGGAAGCAAAAAAAUACACUUCGACAGAAUUUUGAAUGAAACCCCGAAUCCUCCUCCUCGUUCCACAGACGAAAUUCUCACGGAAAUGGCUACACCAUUUCUGGCUGGUCUUGCAGUAGCUGCUGCUGCACUUGCUGGAAGAUAUGGUAUCCAGGCUUGGAAUGCAUUUAAGACAAGGCCACCAAAACCAAAAUUACGCAAAUUUUAUGAUGGUGGUUUCCAGACUACAAUGACAAAAAGGGAAGCAGCUCUUAUUCUUGGUAUUAGGGAGAAUGCAACUCCAGACAAGGUCAAGGAAGCCCAUAGAAAGGUGAUGGUUGCGAAUCAUCCUGAUGCAGGUGGCAGUCAUUAUCUUGCCUCUAAAAUCAAUGAAGCGAAAGAUGUAAUGCUCGGGAAGACAAAGGGUAGUGGAUCAGCAUUUUGAUGAGUUUAAUGUGCCUCAAUUUCAGAGUUCAGUGAUGCAAACAGCAAUGGAAUAAUUUCUUCACAAAGAAUAUGGAGUUCAUUCUAAGCUAUGUUUCCCCAUGAUAUGUGGUUACCUUGGUCAAAAAAGUAAUAUCAUGAGAAAAUAGGAGAUCCAUUGCACUGAUUGUAUGCCACAGGAUCAAAAUUCAAGAAUCACAGUUGCAUUGUCAUAAACUACUAUGGGUGCCAAGAAAAGAUGGAAAAUAUAGGGUACUCUUCAUUUUUCACAUUUAGUACUGUAUCAAAUCCUAGUAUUUGCGAUCAAGUUGUUAGGUGCUUUCAAAUUCAAUAUUGAGCUUGUUUACAAGAAUUAUGGUGCAACCAUGACAACUGUCUUGACUUCCUGUGCGAAUCAACAGAUAUUGCAUGUUAAUCUUCUGCAUAUAAAGUUAUCCAAAAAGGAACAAACAACUUUAAUUUUCUUUCA